Angiostrongylus costaricensis is the source of this 438-nucleotide messenger RNA. Lineage: Eukaryota; Metazoa; Nematoda; Chromadorea; Rhabditida; Metastrongylidae. The record is from the annotation of a GenBank genome assembly.
AUGCCCUCGAAUAGGAGAAGAAAACAUACAAUUUCUAAUAAACUAAAGAAAAGACCAGGAAAAGACAUUGAUCAAAUACAUGAAGAGAUGAAGCCGAACAAAGCAGCGAAAUUGUUGAACCAAGAGGUUGAUCUGGAUCUACCUGGUGAUGGACAGUUCUACUGUAUCGAAUGUGCAAGAUAUUUCAUAGACGAAAAAACAAGGAGAGGUCAUCAAAAAUCGAAGAAUGGGGCACAGUACUUCUGCUUUCUCACAGUACCGAGAAAUAUAAAUCUAGCGACAACUCUUGUUUUCAAGUUACACAAGAAUCGUCUUCGCACUCUGAAGGAAGUUCCUUACACAAUAAAGGAAUCUGAGGCCGCAGCAGGACACGGACAUUAUGAGCACGUCACCGUUAAGUCGAAGGUGAGCUUUAAGAUGGUUGUUGUCGAGGCUUGA